AUGGUGUCAAAAACCACCACGCAAUGGUCUCCGAAAGAUGUGUUGAUUGAAGUAUCGUCGUUUAUUCUGAUCCUCACUAGUCCCGUCUUUGCGCUCUUCUACUGGAUCUGCUAUCAAUUUUUCAAUACCUCUCUCUCAUCGACGCUGCUUACUGCCUAUUCUGAAGGCACCUUUCGAUUCUUGGGGAACCGAAUGCCAUCUUUUGACAUAGCAUCCACGGUGGCAUAUGCGGUAUGGACAUUUUUCCAAGCGAUGCUGUAUAAGUUUCUUCCAGGACCGCUGUUAUUAGGUCAACCGACACCUUCGGGCAAACGUCUUCCUUAUAGGAUCAAUGGACUUGCUGCAUGGGGCUUAACACUGCUAUCAAUGUUUUUGAUGCACGUUACUGGAUUGGUGCAUUUAACUUUUAUUGCGGAACACUGGGAAGGACUUGUUUGGACUGUGAAUAUAUACAGUCUGGCCUUGCUUUUUAUCUUCCACUUGAAGGGUUAUUACUGGCCAGAUAGCCCAGAGGAUAACAUAUCUACAGGGCACUUCUGGACCGAUCUGCUCAACGGCUUUGAAUUCCACCCCCGUUUCGGAAAGCUUUGGGACAUAAAACACUUCCACAGCACUAGAGCUGGCGGUGUCAUCAUCUGGAACGUGGUGGAUAUUUCUUUUGCUGCUGCUCAGUACAACAGUCUUGGCUACUUGACAAACUCCAUGGUCCUGGCUGUCCUAUUGCGACUAAUGGUUGUGCUAGAUUUCUUUGCCAAUGAAAAGUGGUUUAUUGGUACAUUGGACAUUGCAUAUGAGCAUUUCGGGUUUUACUACAUUUACGGAUACUCGAUAUUCAUGCCUAUGAUAUACACCCUUCAAGCACAAUACCUCUACCGCCAUCCGAAGUCACUUUCGACCCAAAGCGUUAUUUCCAUUGUGCUUGUUUGGACGAUUGGCUGGCUUCUGUCUUUGUGGGCCAAUUAUCACAAAGAUCUAGCCCGCGAGUCCCAAGGCCAGUGUACGAUUUGGGGCGCAAAGGCGAAGUACAUUGAAUGCUCCUAUACACUUGCCUGUGGAAAGGUGCAAAGUUCAAAACUGUUGUGCUCCGGAUGGUGGGGUGUUGUCCGACAUGCCAACUAUCUUGGAAACGUGAUCUUUACUUUCGCUUUGUGCGCUACAUGUGGCUUCGACUCAAUUUAUCCCUGGACAGAAGCAAUCUUUGUCAUAGGCGUCAUGGUGCACCGUUGUCUAAGAGACGAGAAAAAGUGUCAGACAAAAUAUGGAACACAAUGGGAGGUGUAUUGCAAGAAGGUUCCAUGGAGGCUUAUUCCCGGGAUAUUUUGA
Penicillium egyptiacum is the source of this 1323-nucleotide messenger RNA. NCBI's taxonomy places the organism in Eukaryota, Fungi, Ascomycota, Eurotiomycetes, Eurotiales, Aspergillaceae. The record is from the annotation of a GenBank genome assembly.